GACAGCAAUAGGAAGAAGAAGGUGCUGUGUUUUCUGUCCACAACAUUUGACUUUUAAUAUUUUAAAUAUUUUCUUAAACAUUGUUACCGUCAAACUGCCAAUAAACUCGAUAGAAGAAGAAGAUUGCUUCAGGUUGCUUUAUAAUAAAAUGCCGCCAAAAGGGAAAGGUGGUAAGGCUGCUAAAGGCGCUGCUUCAGGGAGUGCAGACGCUGAUAAGAAAGAAAAAGCACCAAAAGGAGGCACUUCUGUCAAGGUUCGACACAUUCUUUGUGAAAAACAUGGAAGAUGCAUGGAGGCGAUGGAAAAACUGAAAGCUGGCAUCCGUUUCAACGAAGUAGCAUCACAGUAUAGUGAAGACAAAGCGAGACAAGGAGGUGAUCUUGGGUGGAUGACACGAGGUUCUAUGGUUGGACCUUUCCAGGAUGCAGCAUUCGCUUUGCCUGUCAGCUCGAUGGAUAAACCUGUCUACACAGAUCCUCCUGUCAAAACCAAGUUUGGAUACCACAUCAUUAUGGUCGAGGGGAAAAAGUGAGCAGGAAUGCUGUGACAUUUUGGUAGCUGAAACCUCUUACAGAACUGAUGAUUUUUGUCAUGGGGUUUAAGUGAUGUGCUAAAAAAAUUCUGUUUGACAUA
Molecule: messenger RNA, 633 nt
Organism: Thalassophryne amazonica
Lineage: Eukaryota; Metazoa; Chordata; Actinopteri; Batrachoidiformes; Batrachoididae
Gene: pin4
Product: protein (peptidylprolyl cis/trans isomerase) NIMA-interacting, 4 (parvulin)
Exons: 4
Coding region: 149-532 (127 amino acids)
Biological process (GO): rRNA processing
Molecular function (GO): DNA binding; peptidyl-prolyl cis-trans isomerase activity
Source: RefSeq, a predicted model, not a curated record